Messenger RNA from Aureobasidium melanogenum CBS 110374, 708 nucleotides. RefSeq names its product S-adenosyl-L-methionine-dependent methyltransferase. Gene Ontology annotation, biological process: peptidyl-lysine dimethylation; peptidyl-lysine monomethylation. The record is from RefSeq and is a predicted model, not a curated record. The transcript has 2 exons. Gene Ontology annotation, cellular component: cytoplasm. Lineage: Eukaryota; Fungi; Ascomycota; Dothideomycetes; Dothideales; Saccotheciaceae. The coding region runs from base 1 to 708 and encodes 235 amino acids. Gene Ontology annotation, molecular function: protein-lysine N-methyltransferase activity.
AUGCGCACUCAUCUCGACCCCAGUGAACUCGGCACCAAGCAAUAUUGGGACGACGCCUACGCUCGCGAAAUCGCAAAUCACGCUCAGGAUGCCCAAGACGAAGGCACGAUCUGGUUCGACGACAGUGGUGCUGAAGAGAAGGUCAUUGAACGCCUGGAAGCUUUGGAGGAUGAAGGCUUGCUGAGUAAGGACGAUUCGCGCAUCCUCGAUUUGGGCACCGGCAAUGGACACAUGCUCUUCUCGCUGUUGGACGAGGAUUGGGCCGGAGAAUUGGUUGGUGUCGACUACAGCGAUACUAGUGUGAAGCUUGCACGCCAGAUUGCUGCCAGUCGCAGUGAAGAGGGUGCUUCUGUCCGCUUCGAGGAGUGGGAUCUCUUGAACCACCAGCCCGGAGAAUGGCUCGCCGAAGGCUUCGAUGCUGUACUGGACAAGGGCACCUUCGACGCCAUCUCGCUGUCUUCUGAGACAGACGCCCAGGGCCGACGCAUCUGCGAAUCUUACCGUGAACACAUCACUCCUCUCAUAAAGCCUGGUCAAUUCUUCAUCAUCACCUCAUGCAACUGGACCAAAGACGAGGUCAUGAACUGGUUCGUAGCUCCUGAUGGCGAGCUGAAAUUCUUUGACGAGGCCAAGUAUCCAACCUUCACUUUUGGUGGUCAACAGGGCCAGAGUGUUUGUACUCUGAUCUUCCAACGACGUCUCAACUGA